CGCCGUCGACAAAAUCGUUCAGCCUCGUUGUUUGUUCGUCGCUUCCAGCUGGUAGCGUUUCGCCCUGUCUCAUUCGUAAACAACAUAGAUUCCAGGCAUUUUUGCAUUACACUCGUUCGUAAACAACACAGUCUCUAUUUUACUCCUUUUUACGUUUAUUUUUUAUCGGGCAUUAUGUUUUGCUUCUUAUUUGUUUCGUUCGGGACGUGUUUUGUUUCAGUUGCAGCUAAAUCCAAGUAGAUCUGUGACUCAAGCACCACUGACUGCACUUCAUUUGCAUUUAAUGUCGAUAAGCAUUUCCAUUCACUGUGCCUUCUUGUGAUACGAUCUGUGCUCUGCUCACUUCGUCGUAUACUUACCUGACCGACACAACAACAAAUGUAAAACUACUCCCUCAACUAAGAUGCCUUUAUCGAAAUGCUUUCCUUGUCUGCAGUUCAAGAACGAGGAAGUUGUUAGCAAACUCGACUACAGUAAUACAGUACUCACCGAUGUGUUCCCACUGGUUUGGCAGCAUGAGAGAACUUUGGAAGAACUUUACUUGACAUCGACCCGAAUUAAUAAUCUACCACCACAGCUCUUCUACUGCCAGGGUCUGAAGAUUCUCCAUGCCAACAAUAACAAUCUCGAGACAAUUCCGGAAGCGGUGGGCACGUUGCGUCAGUUGCAGCAGCUGAAUUUGAAUCGCAACUAUAUUUCCAAUGUACCCGACAGUAUUAAGUCUUGUAAGAAUCUAACGCACCUGGAUCUUAGCUGCAAUACCCUGCAACGGCUGCCGGAUGCCAUUACAUCACUUAUAUCGCUGCAGGAGUUGUUGCUGAAUGAAACCUACAUGGAGUUUCUCCCGGCGAAUUUUGGGCGGUUGGUUAAUCUGCGCAUUGUUGAACUGCGUCUCAAUAACCUGGUAUCUCUGCCAAAGUCGAUGCAGCGUCUAACAAAUUUGCAACGCCUGGACAUAGGAGGUAACGAAUUUACAAAAAUGCCUGAUGUUGUCUUUGAACUGAAGCAACUGCGCGAAUUCUGGUUCGAUUUCAACCAAAUACGCGAAAUUCCACCAAUGGCUGGUAAGUUACGCGAACUACAGCAUUUCGAGGCUAAUGGAAACUUUAUUAGUUCGCUGCCAAACGAAAUAAGUAACUGGCACAACUUGGAGGUGAUCUCGAUCUCUACAAAUGACUUAACCACAUUCCCCUUUAGCAUAGGCAUGCUAAAAUCUCUGGUUACAUUCAAGUGCGAGUCGAAUGAACUCACAGAACUGCCCGAUAGCAUUUCAAACUUAGAGAAUCUGGAAGAGCUUGUGAUAAGCCAUAACAAGGUGAAACGUUUGCCUACCACUAUAGGCCUGCUACGAAAACUGAGAUAUCUGUUUGCCGACGACAAUGACCUACGUCAACUGCCCGAUGAAAUCUGUUCUUGCAGCAACCUCAGCGUUCUGAGUGUAAGUCGAAACAAAAUCGCCGAAUUGCCCAGCAAUAUUGGACACCUCCGUCAGCUCAAAGUUCUGAACAUUGUCCAAAAUCAUAUAGCCACAUUACCUGUGUCGGUAUUUAGUUUAGUUAAUUUGACAUCUCUGUGGAUAAGCAAUAACCAGGCUCAGCCAUUGGUGCCACUGCAAUAUGUCGACGCCACAAAGAAAACACAUUUAACAUGCUUCAUGUUGCCUCAACUGGGCUCUAAGCAAAAUACAGGCAGCAAAGAGAAUGAAUCUGAUGAUCAGGUAUACAAUAGCAUAAGACGCCAACCACACAGUGCUGCGGCGGUUCCAAAUAACUGUGUAAGUCCGACGCGCCGCAUUUGCUUCGCCGAGGAAACCACAAUACUCAAUACCAAUAAAAAUUCACCUACAACAGGGACAACCACUGGAAAGACUAGCGAACCUGAUGAUAUAGUAACUAUGCCCCUGCCACAACAACCAACACCACCAACUACGACAGCUUCUUCAACGUCUUACGUUAUGCCCUCCAAUGCCUAUGGUGGUACAAGCCAGAUACGAGAUAAUGUUCAUUUUGUACCUGCAGCACAAGCUAAAGACUUCCUUAUGCGUUCUCCAACACCGUAUCCAAAAGAACUACGGCUUAUGGCAAAAUAUUUACGUCGAAAUCAGCAUAAGCCAUACGAAGAACAGCCGGGAGAUAAUGUAAAUGAAGCCGUAAAUAGUGCCGCAGGUAGUACUGGCCAACAGGAAUUUGUUCAAUUCAUUCCUAGUAGUCAGUCGACGGCAACGUAUGUAACAAAUUAUGCUUUGCAUCAUACUCCCAGGGAGGGUGGGGACCAUAUUAUUCUACAAACGCAUCCUUCAUCAGUUCAAUGGCAGCAACAACAACAGUUCCAGCAAAUUAAUGAAAACGCGCCAAUACCGUCGCCAGGCAUGACAAUCAUGCCAAAUGGAAGCGUUUACUAUGAACAGAAUAGCCCAACAACGGCCUAUCAGCAAUAUCAUCAGCCACCAUUACAGGAAUACUACUACCAACCACAGGAACAACAAACUACAUUGUCGCCAUCGCACCAACAAGAACCAAUAUACUUCCAUUCCAAUAUUAUUACCCAUCAAAUGGGACAGCUGGCAAUAGGAGCAUCAAAUGGCAAUUUGCCUGAUCCACCUCCUUAUCACAUUGCCAGAAGUUUCACCAAAAAGACCCCCGAAGACUUGACAAAUUAUGAGGUUAUACGACAAAAACAACAGCAGUUGCAACAAAAUCACCCCAUGGAAAGCAUUGAAGAACAUUCUCACGAAGUCUACCAAAUGAUACAACCGUUGACGAACGUUGCGGACUAUCAGAACAAUUUUAAAACUUCACACAUAACAAAACAAGAUGAUGUCGGUGUCUCAGUAUCGUUCGAUCAAAACCAAUCCGUGGACAAUAGCAAAGAUGUAACUAAAACCGCAUUUACCGACAAUACUGUUACAAAGGAAAACAACAAUCCUACAGACAAUUCGCGCACAGCAUCGCCCCUCUUGAACGCAACUCCAAAUUCAACUAGACCCAAUAGUAAAAGCAAAACCCCCUGGCUAUUUGGAGUACAUAAAAAUCCCACUGUCAAACAAAUCUCAUUGAAAUGGGAACAUGAGCGUGGAUUCCAAAUAGACUCCUUGCCCAACAAAGAAGGCAUCUAUGUUGUCUCGACCACCCCAGAUACGGAUGCGUCGCGAUUGCUGUGUCUCUACGACAAGCUAUUAGAUGUAGAUGGAUGUGAUUUUACAACUAUUAGUGUAAACGAAGCCCGCCAAGUAUUAGAUAACACUGGAAAUGUAGUCAACAUUAUGCUUUCACGUAGAUAAACUCAUAGUCACUGAAAAGCACAUCCCCUCUACUUUGGCGAACGAUCCCAGUGCGAAGAGAGGAGUUUGAACCGAAGUCCUACAAAACGUAGUCGACGUCGGUACGGUAUUGCAAUAAAGGGAUUGCCUAGAAAUAUGGGCAUACCUUCCCAUUUUAGAAUCAUGUGCAAAAAUAAGUCUGAAACACUUAGUGUUACACCAACAAAAUUACAAACAAAACAUUGGAUUACAGAAAUACAAAAUAAUAAUAAUUUGUAACCUAUUGAAUUAUAAAUAACUCUUAUGACCAAAUUCAUAGAAGACACUUUUUUCUUACCGACAUCAUUUUCCAACUUGGAAAUACAACCCAUUGCAGGAAAAUGUUUUUCUUGGUUGAAUCAAAAAAUAGAAACCACUUUUGCCUGUUUAAAUAAGAAUAAGAUGCCAUUUUUGCAAAAACAAAAAGAUAGAAAUACACACAUACUUACACAAUAAAUGAAUUUUGUUAAAAACAAAAA
Musca domestica (house fly) is the source of this 3777-nucleotide messenger RNA. It is a transcript of the gene Lap1, whose product is annotated as protein lap1. Gene Ontology annotation, cellular component: postsynaptic density; postsynaptic membrane; adherens junction. The record is from RefSeq and is a predicted model, not a curated record. NCBI's taxonomy places the organism in Eukaryota, Metazoa, Arthropoda, Insecta, Diptera, Muscidae. Bases 404 to 3280 code for a protein of 958 amino acids. Gene Ontology annotation, molecular function: protein binding. The transcript has a single exon. Gene Ontology annotation, biological process: neurotransmitter receptor transport postsynaptic membrane to endosome; neurotransmitter receptor transport, endosome to postsynaptic membrane.